AUGCGUAUCGGUCGGGGCCACCGUGACUAUAGGGACAUUACCCUCAAAGCACAAGUCCGGGCCAUUCUGCGGCGCUCACAGAACUCCGCGCAUUUCGGGAACCCGUAUAUUUCGCUUCACGAUCAAAUCCGCCUGCAAGAUGCCGUCUUCAAGCAGGCAGCGCGGCUAGAUAGCCUGCACAAGAGCACAAAAGCCUGGCGAAACUUCUACAGGUUGAAAUCUGCAAAUCAUGGGUUCACGGUAGCUGUCAAAGAUAACAUAGUCACCGCAACGUUACCGACAACAUGUGCGUCCAGAAUCCUCAAAGGAUUCUGUCCACCGGAAAAUGCCACCGUCACCAAGUUACUUGAAAAAGCAGGAAUGGUUCUAGUUGCAAAGACCAAUAUGGACGAGUUUGGCAUGGGUUCGCACUCUACCCAUUCCGCCUACGGCCCCGUGGUCAACGGUGGGUCGGUAAAGAGGGAUCAUCUGUCAGUUGGUGGAAGCUCCGGCGGAAGUGCGCUUGCUGUCGCCAAGGAUCUGGCUCAUAUCGGGAUCGGUACCGACACUGGAGGCUCCGUCAGACUGCCUGCAGCUUAUAUGAGCCUUGUCGGAUUCAAACCAUCGUAUGGGAUGAUAUCUCGUACAGGGGUAAUCCCCUAUGCAAACUCCCUGGAUACCGUCGGAAUCCUCGCCAAAUCAGCCAUUGACGUUAGGUUGACAUUCGACCUUCUGCAGCGGUCAGAUUUCUCAGAUCCAACCUGCUUGGGUUUGUCGUCUCGAGAGCGAGUCAGAGCUGCAAAGCAUAAGAGAAGACGAGUCGUUCUUGCUUCCAAACUGUUUGUCACAAGAGUCCCUUCUUCAAGGCGAUUGCUGGAAGUACAAGGCCUAGCUUCUGCGGCGUCAAGAAGAAGAAAUCUUGCUGUCACGACGUCACAAAAGUACCAUACCCGACGAAUAGGGGUGCCUCUGGAGUACAAUAUUGACGAGAUGCAUCCCCUGGUCCGCUGGGCUUGGACGGCAACUCUGAGCCAUUUGCAAAACGUGUACAAGUUCGAAAUUGUGCCCAUUUCCCUUCCAUCUACAAAGCAUGCACUUUCAGCUUACUAUGUCCUGGCGCCGGCAGAGGCUUCUUCAAACCUCGCAAAAUAUGAUGGUGUCCGUUAUGGCCGGAAACGCACUGCCUCUGCAGAUGCAGACGGCGGUCCACUUUAUUCGGCAUAUCGAUAUGACAACUUUGGACCUGAGGUUCGGAGGAGAAUCCUGCUAGGAACCUACACCUUGAGCGCGGGGGCAAUCGACAAUUAUUUUAUCCAGGCUCAAAAAGUCCGCAGGCUGGUACAACAAGACUUUGACGCGGUUUUCAGAAUGCCAAAUCCUUUCCGUGACAAUACUGAGGCAAACAUUCACGGCGUGGAUGUGAUUAUUGUCCCUACCGCUCCAAGUCCACCGCCAUAUAUAGAAAGCCUGAAAUCUUCUAGACCUGUGGAACGAUAUAUGAACGACGUUUUCACAGUGCCAGCAAGUCUAGCAGGUCUUCCUGCAAUAUCGGUUCCUGCCCCAGCUCAUCCUGAUCAUCCUUGGAAUCCUGAAGUGGCUGUUGGCAUGCAAGUCAUUGGGCAAUACGGCGACGACUUUGGGGUCAUCUACUUCGCACAGAAUUUUUUGUCAAACUUCCACCGGAAAGACAUGAGACGGACAAUGGAAACCAAGAUAUUGAGCUAG
This is a messenger RNA of Cladophialophora psammophila CBS 110553, 1704 nucleotides long. RefSeq lists its product as uncharacterized. Gene Ontology annotation, molecular function: glutaminyl-tRNA synthase (glutamine-hydrolyzing) activity. Gene Ontology annotation, biological process: mitochondrial translation; glutaminyl-tRNAGln biosynthesis via transamidation. The transcript has 3 exons. Gene Ontology annotation, cellular component: mitochondrion; glutamyl-tRNA(Gln) amidotransferase complex. NCBI's taxonomy places the organism in Eukaryota, Fungi, Ascomycota, Eurotiomycetes, Chaetothyriales, Herpotrichiellaceae. Bases 1 to 1704 code for a protein of 567 amino acids. The record is from RefSeq and is a predicted model, not a curated record.